This is a messenger RNA of Desarmillaria tabescens, 1897 nucleotides long. Its product is annotated as UV-endonuclease UvdE-domain-containing protein. The transcript has 11 exons. Gene Ontology annotation, cellular component: nucleus; mitochondrion. Gene Ontology annotation, biological process: nucleotide-excision repair; response to UV; mitochondrial DNA repair. Bases 350 to 1573 code for a protein of 407 amino acids. The record is from RefSeq and is a predicted model, not a curated record. Gene Ontology annotation, molecular function: endonuclease activity. Lineage: Eukaryota; Fungi; Basidiomycota; Agaricomycetes; Agaricales; Physalacriaceae.
ACAAACCAAACGAUCACAGGCUGCGAUCGCCUCAACGAGCCAACUCAACAAAAUGGCCCCCUUUCAUGCUUUACCACUCCAUCUUACAGCAUUUUCGUGGCGUCAGAAUAUUGCCGGGAGUCAUGUCAGGGCCAGUCCAACUUCGUCGUAGUGCACGCGUUAGGACGGCGGUGGCUCAGGCGACGACUGCUGCGGUAGUCAGUGUUAGGACGAGUGUCAAGUCCAGAGAAAAUUAUCAUCGUCAGACGACGACUCGGACCUCACUUCGUUGGAAGAUGAAAAGUCUACUACUACUACCGCCGCUGGAAAACAGAAGGCCAAGGGCGUCGUCGUCCCAGAAGGAACAGAAAUGGUGAAGAAAAGGACACGGAGACCGAGAUCUCCAAUACCGGAGCCUGUUUACCUCAUUCCCGACGUUGAACGGAAGGAAACAACGUUCAAGGGGCGUUUGGGUUACGCAUGUUUAAACACUAUCUUGCGGAAUAAACGACCGGCAGCUGAAUCAAUAUUCUGCUCUCGAACUUGCAGAAUUGAAACCAUCAAGAAAAAUGGCUUGGAGUGGGUAAAGGACCUAGGACGGAAAAACUGCCAAGACCUCCUUUCGAUUAUGCAAUGGAAUGAAGAAAACAACAUCCGAUUCAUGCGUAUCUCGUCAGAAAUGUUCCCGUUUGCGUCUCACGCAACAUACGGAUAUUCUCUGGAGUACUGCGCUCCUCUGCUCUCACAGGUGGGAGCCUUGGCCUCGCGACUCGGCCAUCGGCUCACAACCCACCCGGGACAGUUCACUCAGCUAGGGAGUCCCCGAGCUGAGGUGGUCCAGUCUUCUCUGAGAGAGUUGGAGUACCAUGCGGAGAUGAUGGAUCGAAUGGGGCUGGGCGUGGAUGGGGUAAUCAUAGUUCAUGGCGGUGGCGUAUAUGAGGACAAAGCUGCCACGAUCGAGAGAAUUAAGGAAACGAUUACUCGAGUUUUGCCGAAGAACGUUAGAGAAAGGUUGGUGCUAGAGAACGACGAGCUAUGUUACAACGCUGAAGAUCUGCUCCCACUUUGCGAGGAGUUAGACGUCCCGCUUGUCUUCGGCAAGUCGCGUGAUUAUCACCACGACGCGCUCCAUCCUUCGUCAAUCUCGCGGCGCGAGAUUAUCGAGCGUGCGAAUGCUGUCUGGAUACGACGCGGCAUAAACCCGAAACAGCACCUCAGCGAGCCGCGACCUGGAGCGGAGACUCUCAUGGAGCGUCGGGCACAUGCUGAUCGUUGUCAGAGCUUGCCUGAGGAGUUACCCGAAGAUAUGGAUCUGAUGAUUGAGGCGAAGGACAAGGAACAGGCCGUGUUGCAUCUGUACCGCAUAUACGGGCUACAACCUGUCAAGCAGGAAUCUUUACGACCACCAGAUGAAAAUCCGACCAAAGAGACCAAGGGACGCAAAUCUAAUAAGAAGGGAAAAAAGAAGGAGGAAGGAGAGGAAGAGGCAGAUGACCCGGAGGAGGACGUCUAUUUGACAGGUUUAGUGGCGCUUGAAUCCGAACCCCAGCCGCCAGUGUCCAAGAGGAGAAAGCGAGUACCAGUGGGGACGUAACUAACUGUAUUUUGAUAAUAUAGAACCGACGUUGCGACAUACAAGGGGCACCGUUGGAAAUUUCAUGUCUCCUUGAUGGCUGCUAUAGGUUGCUAUUAACCUAAGCUGCUUUCCGAUUAAGCGAAGGAAGAGGGCCAGCCAAACCAUCGUUUUGGGGAUUACCUACCACUCGCCACCCUUUCGCCGCUGUGCGCGCCUUGCCGCAAGCCCCUUAGGUAGUCUCUUUCUGACGAGCAAGCCGCCCGCUGUACGCAUCGUAACCCGUGUAGCCGAGAUGUAAGAAUAUUCAUAGCGUUUAUACUGUAUUUGCAAUUUCAUCCUGAG